This is a messenger RNA of Aspergillus uvarum CBS 121591, 1824 nucleotides long. RefSeq lists its product as uncharacterized. The transcript has 3 exons. Bases 1 to 1824 code for a protein of 607 amino acids. The record is from RefSeq and is a predicted model, not a curated record. NCBI's taxonomy places the organism in Eukaryota, Fungi, Ascomycota, Eurotiomycetes, Eurotiales, Aspergillaceae.
AUGUUAUCCCUCUGGUUUCUGUCAUUGCUUGCUCUCCGAGGUUCAGUCGCGAAAGCCGAAGCUGAUAGUGAUCUGAUGUCCUUUGUCACGCUGCCGGAGAUCAGAGCCCUAAAAUUCGAUAUUGCCUAUUACGAUCGGCCGGCUGUCAGUCCGGGGUAUUGGUUCGUUGCGCCAUAUGGCGUGAUUGACCCAGAAGCACCCACGAAGCAAUGGAAACCUUGCCAAGUUGGACCCUACAUUUAUGACGCAGAUGGUGUUCUCAUCUGGGCCGGAUCUUGCAUGUUUGACAACCGCAACAUAUUUGAUUUCAAGGCCGUGAAGAACAUUGACAACGAAUCCCACCUUUCAUUCAUUCUUCAACAUGGCUACAAUUCCGGUGCAUCGGAUAAAGGAUAUGGUUACAUCCUCGACCAGCAUUACGAGCCGGAGAAUGUAGUUGCAGUGACUAACGAUCUUGGGACUUUCAAUAUGCAUGAGUUCAAUGUCCUCGACGGCGGAAAGACAGCACUAGCUUGCGCCUACCGGAAUGAAUACGUGGAUUUAGGGGACCUUGGCCGGCCAAACGAGUACGGUUGGAUAGUCACAGGGGGGCUCGUCGAGCUGGACAUCGCGACAGGCGAGGUCUUGUUCGAGUGGAAUUCACUGGGAUACAUUCCCAUUCAUGAGUCUGUCAAAGUAAACGCCGACUGGCCGGCAUCCAAUGAACCUGGCUGGGAUUAUGUGCAUGUGAACGCGGCAGACAAAAAUGCGGCAGGUGAUUAUCUGCUGUCGGCCCGAUUCACAAGCACAAUCUACUUAAUAUCCGGCGAAGACGGACGCAUCAUUUGGCGACUGGGCGGUAGGUAUUCCGAUUUUGUCCAGGAUUUUACCUUUUCCAAGCAACAUCACGCGCGGUUUGUGGAUUCUAACGCCACGCACACGACUCUCUCUUUCCUCAACAAUGCGUCUGAUGAGGCGGAGAACGAGGAGACAGUCUCAGCUGCGAUGUUCGUCCAGGUCGACACAACAACCAUGACGGCCCGCCUACUUGAUCGGUACGACCGGCCAGACGGCGACCUGACCAGGCUGCGUGGCAGUGUUCAAAGGCUGCCCAACGGCAACGUCUUUGUUGGUUGGAGCGAGCGAGGAUACCAGAGCGAGCAUAGUCCUGACGGCAAGGUACUGAUGCAGGCUAAUUUCGCGUCCACGCGCUUCUCUUCUUACCGGUCGUACAAAUUCCCCUUCGUGGGUCGGCCUAGCCAACCGCCGGACGUUGUGGCAUCGGUCUACGGAACGGACGAGACGGAUAUGGCAACCAUCUUCCAUGUCAGUUGGAACGGUGCAACGGAUGUUGCAUCCUGGAACUUCUAUGCACGCGUUGACCGGCAGGGUCUUCCGGUGCUGAUCGGCAACACCACCAAAUUCGACUUCGAGACCAUGUAUAUCGCCGAAGGCUACCUGGACUGGGUAUCAGUGGAAGCAGUCGACGGGGAUGGCAACGUUUUGGGCACAUCAGAGAUCCACCGGACAGACACACCGCCGAACUGGCGCCUGGCCGGAUUCCAGGGCGAUGCGAAGCCCGCGCCGGACGAUCCAGCUAUUCUAUAUGGCAAGCAGAAGGCACCAGAGGAGGACGUGGAAGAGGUCGAUGAGGCAUAUGAAAAGGCCAAGGAGGAGGCCAAGGCCGUCAAUAUGGCCAAUGAGAUCAUUCACGGUGUGGGUGGCCUUUUGAUAUUCAUUUUAGUGGUGUGUUCCGUCAGCGGGCUCCUGGCGGGCAUCUACUGGAUGCUUCAGCAGCGUCGUAUGCAGGCAUACUACGAGGUUCCAGUGGUGGCGGAUGAUUAG